This is a messenger RNA of Anisakis simplex (herring worm), 399 nucleotides long. Lineage: Eukaryota; Metazoa; Nematoda; Chromadorea; Rhabditida; Anisakidae. The record is from the annotation of a GenBank genome assembly.
GAACUGGCCGAAAAGCAGCGCAUAAUCGAGCGUCAAAGCGCAGAAAUCAACGAGCUGAAACGACAAUAUCAAACGGAAAUCGAUCGUCUCAAAGCCGAGCUGGUCAACCUGGAGAAUAAAUAUCAGAAUGAACUCGAGGAUGAACGUGAUCAACACCAACGGGAGAUUGAAGCGCUCAGAGCUGAGCAAGACGAUUUACGAAGCAAGAUUCAAGUGCUGGAGAAACGUCUGGAAGAGUGUCUGGCCAGAGAGAAGUUGCUGCAAAAGGAGAAUCUGAGCGUUUUGAAUCUUAUAAGAUUUAGACAUGCGAUUGACUCUGGCAAAAAUUUGUUUUCUCGCAAUGUCUCAGCAGUUCUGCAUGCAUCUACGGUUCUAAACUCUCGAAAUGUGCUCACUUGA